AUGGGCACUUUUGCCCGUUGGUCGAGCAGCAUGCGCCAGUCCGUGGCCUCCCAAUCUCGCGGUUAUGCCGCAAAGUCAGCAAUCCCAAGCUUCUCCCCGACCUCCUCUCCCGAACUUGAUCAGCUUCUCUACAAAUUCCGUGAAGACCGCUUCAUCCCAUCUGGACUCCCGAACCAGCAACGUCGAAACAUGUUCAAGGAGAAGCACAGGCAGCGACUGGAGCACGAGCCCAUCACCGUUGCAAUUAGCGAGACGGAAGAUUUUACUUUGCGACCUAUGACUAUCAAGCAAUUGCCCACGAAAAAGGACGCCUACGAGGCACUGCGGCUCAUCGCCGCCAACAACGAAUGGAAGGCCCUUGUCCCGUUCCUGAGCGGUCUCUACAUGUCGAACCUAAGACUUAACAACAACCGAUACGCACAGAUUAUUCGCAAGGCUAGUGAUGCAGGCAAGCUCUCCAUCGUUAUGGAGUGUAUCCGCCAGGGACACCGCACCGGCUUCCACCUUCGCGAUCUGACUGUCGUGCAACGCCUUUUCUACGAUAUCCACGUUCUUGCGCAAAGAGCCGACUUCAAGGGACCCGCCGUCACCAAGGCACUUAACAUGGCUAAGCAGGCGGUGGAUUUGAUGGAUCAGGACGUUGCCACGCACCCCUCUCUUACCAAGGCUGAGAACCCCAAGUACCAGCCCUUCGUUACUGGCACGCUUCUUGAACUCAGCGCCGCCCGCGCGAUCGAUGAGUUCGGUGGCAAGGACCAAGCGAACGAGGUUUUGAGUUACGUGCGCAAGUUGGUCGCAUCCUGGCCUAUUUUCCAGGAGCAAAGCAAGGUUGCGGGUGAAGUUGGCUCUGCAUCGGAGCGGGCCCAGCAGGUCAUUGCUGUUUACAAUGGACUGCGAUUGAGCCUCCCGAUUCACGGACUUGCUUUGGACAAGCAGCUCCAUGACUCUGUCACGGCAUGUCUCGCCGAGGCGAAGAGCGAGCUGGAAAGUCUUGUGGACGUUGUGGAGCAGGCUUCCGUUCAGGAAUCGGUGCGCGCCGUUCUUAACGCAUAA
Messenger RNA from Penicillium brasilianum, 1053 nucleotides. The record is from the annotation of a GenBank genome assembly. NCBI's taxonomy places the organism in Eukaryota, Fungi, Ascomycota, Eurotiomycetes, Eurotiales, Aspergillaceae.